This is a messenger RNA of Strongylus vulgaris, 1299 nucleotides long. The record is from the annotation of a GenBank genome assembly. NCBI's taxonomy places the organism in Eukaryota, Metazoa, Nematoda, Chromadorea, Rhabditida, Strongylidae.
AUGAAUAAGCUGUUCCCACGGUUACCUUUUCCCUUCAAUCCCUUCGAGCACUUGAAUGAGACGGAUUUGUCGGCAGAAUGUCUAAGGGACGUCACCACAUAUUCCGCAGGCCUCACCGCAUUCACAGAGACUUUCUUAGCAUGCAGACAGAAUGGAAGCUGUACCAUGGAACAGCAAAAAGUUCUCCAAGAAAAUAUUUUUGCUAUCCAACAAAUCGAUGCCUCUGGAAAAAUUCCAUCUGGGCUAUUGGAGCUUACAUUAGUGAGUUCAGGAUCUUAUAGUGAAUGUAUGGCAGUGAUUGCACCCUAUCAGGUCCAGUACUGUUAUGUGGAUGUUGCGAUCAAUAUGACAGGUCCGAUUCCUGGCGUGGAAGUUGUCCCAAAAUUCGCUGUUUGCAUGCCUGAAAGCUGUACGGAUGAGGACAUCACAAACUUCCUGAACAGCGCAAAUCCACAAGAGCUGCUUAUCGAAUUUACUGGCACGAAUUGCGUUCCAACGAGAAACUCCUACCCAGCAUCGUUCUGGAUAUUCAUGACCGUUCUGGCCUUUCUUAUCUCUUGGUUAAUCAUUGCUACGGUUGUUGACUAUGUGUGGCAAAAUCGCUACAUGGAUAAAGAACAAAACAAAGCAGUGCGCAUACUUCUUGCUUACUCAAUCUACAGUAACGGAUCUCUAUUGUUGAAUGUUAGCCCACCUAAAGAAGGAACAUUGAAAUCCUUAGCAUCAAUUCGUUUCAUCUCCAUGACUUGGGUUGUAGCAGGACAUGUUUUAAUGCAGGACGCAUCCAGCGAUACUUUUGCACCUGUGCUAAAUUUGUGGAACCCUCUACUAUCAACCACAAUUUUAAAUGCGUUUUUCUCAGUGGAUACAUUCUUUAUCCUAUCUGGUAUUCUUGUAUCCUACAUAUUCUUCAAAUCUAAACCUACGGCUAGAUAUGUCAAAAACCCGCUUGUUUGGGUAAUGUUCUAUGUCCAUCGUUACGUCAGACUUACUCCUCCUAUAAUGGUUUUCAUUGGAUUUUAUGUAAUUAUGGAUCCUUUUGUAAGUGGACCGUGGGCUAAAUCUUUAAUGCCUUUAUUCGAUAUGCCUCAUGGUACGUGUAAAAAAUACUGGUGGCGUAAUCUGCUUUACAUAAACAACUUUUUCAAAUUCGAGGAGAUAUGUUAUAUAAUAACAUGGUAUCUUUCCGUUGAUACACAGCUUUAUUUUGUCGCUCCAGUCUUCCUUAUCCUACUUUCUAUUGCUCCAAUUGCUGGAUUUUUGCUUAUCUUCGCAUGUGUUGCGGCCAGUGUUGGUAUA